ACAGUAGUGACUUUAUUUUUUUGAAAUAAAAGCUUUUUUCCCCAUUUUCCACAACUCUUCUGCAACUAUCCCCAUAUUUGACCUAGAAAUGAUUUUAAUUUUGCAUUUAUUAUAACUUUAAAUGAAAGAAAAGAAGAUUCUUUAGCAUAAACAUGAGAGUUACCGCCCUACCGCUAGAUGGCAGUAAUAUUGCGUUAAUACCCCUUUGUCCCAUCGGUUGUAAACCGCCUUGAUACGAAGAAGAAAGUAUGCUCCCUUGGAAGAAGGAACACAAAAAAUAAGGGUCUUCCCCUACUAAGGGCCCUUGGUUCUGAAACCUACAUAGAACGUGAAAUGGAAACAACAGAACAUCAAGAUCACCUGUACACCAACAACGAAGACGAUGACUCCAUUCCGGUGGAUUUCACCUAUAAAAUGAAGCGCGAAGAAGUGGAAGAAUUCGUGAAGCUGAGGGCUUCAAACGAUCACCUCUUCUCAGGAAAAAGAUAUGCCUCCAUGUGGGCGUGGAGUGCCAUCCUGAAACAUAUGGGCCUGCAGUGCAAGAUGAGCCACUAUCAAGCAUCUAAAAAAUGGGAAAACUUGAAAAAGAGAUAUAAGGAGCUGAAGUAUCCUCCAGAAGGGGUGACAGAGUGCCCUAAUACCUGGUUUCUGUUCUCCCUGAUGGAUGAUGCCCUGCACGAUCGACUGCAGGGAAAAGCUCCCAUCCUCACAGCCCCCAAUGACUCCAGUAAUGGUGACUUCCUGCCCAGGUGCAGGCCCAGGAAGAGAAGGGCACCUGUCACAGAGAUAUCUUUGGCUAAUGAUUUGAUAGCUGGCGGGCCUGAGAUUGAAAUUACGUUAAGCGGAGACGAAGAUGGAGAGGAAGCGGUAACAUUGGAGGGAAGCGGGUUGACAAAGGGCUGCACGCUGGAGGUUUUCGAUAAGGAGGACGGGAGGAACAAUGAUUCCCAUAAGAUGGACAGAGAGCGGGCGUUAUGGCGUAGAGAGAAGGCGGUACUGGACCGGGAACUCGCCGCUCUGGAGCGAGCUCGGGCUUUGCUGGACCGGGAGAAGGCCACCUUGGAGAGAGAGAGGGCCAUCAUUGAAAGGGAGAGGGCCCUGAUGGAGAAGGAGAAGGUGAUACUGGACAAGGAGAGAGACGUCGUCCACAACGAGCGUGUCGCUCUGGAAAAAGAAAAAGCAAGCCUGAACAGAACUUCUACAGAACCCGCAAGAGCUGAGGAGGAAACAGGAAGCAGCGGGGCUGUGAACUCAGAGACUACCGACAGAAAAAAGCAACUUCUUUAUUUGUUUGAAAAACUUCUUGAGGGUAUUUAAUCCAUUUCUAACCCCUUUUUUUCUGCUGAUCGUAAGUCAUUUCUUAAGCCAAAGAGAGUCAAAAUCCUCCUUUUUGUCACCUUUAUAGUAUUAAUAAAAACGUUGAGCCACUCCUAGUUGGGAAGGGUUCUCAAAAUGACUUUAUUUACUUGUUUUUUGGUACACAGCACACAAUAGAAGGCUAAUUGCAUUAUCUUUAACCCUACCCAAGAAAAAUAACCCCCAAAACCCAGCCUUUCCUUCCCAAAUCAAACAAAAGUCUGACCCUAGAUGUUAGAGUUCUUGGUGCAAGCUGUUGUUCAUGGCAAAACCAGUCAUCAUAAUUCAUGUGUUAUGUUACAGUACAGACUUUACAACCACUGAUGUGUUUAAAUGCAUUUUUUUUAUUGCGUAAUAUACUCAAUUUUUUUUGUCAUUAAGAUCCAGCUUCAAUAAAACUUAUAGAUCACAAAGAA
Oryzias latipes (Japanese medaka) is the source of this 1772-nucleotide messenger RNA. RefSeq lists its product as uncharacterized. The record is from RefSeq and is a predicted model, not a curated record. NCBI's taxonomy places the organism in Eukaryota, Metazoa, Chordata, Actinopteri, Beloniformes, Adrianichthyidae. Gene Ontology annotation, cellular component: cytoskeleton.